UGUAAAGCUGCUAAGCUAGCUUGUUUGUGGCCAUGCCAAGUCCCUUGUCUAUAUAUAAAUUAAGUAGGAGUAUUGCAUAGCUAGCUAGGAAAGAGAGUGACAGACAGAUCAUCGAGAAACAAAGAAACAAUGGGCCGGCCGAGGGAGAAUGGACCGUCCUCGUCUUCCAUUGGCUUGGGUGGCCCUCGCCGCUCGCCGCUGCUGCUCCUCCCCUUGGUGGUGGCGGUGCUGCUGCUCAUCGCAAGCAGCAGCUGCUGGUGUGCGGCGGCGGAGGCGCGUCGUCGGAAUGUGAUCACGCACAUCAAGGGGUUCGAAGGCCCGCUGCCCUUCCACCUCGAGACAGGGUACGUGGAGGUGGACGAGGAGCACGGCGCGCGUCUCUUCUACUACUUCAUCGAGUCGGAGAGGAACCCGGCGGAGGACCCCCUCAUCCUCUGGAUCACCGGCGGCCCAGGAUGCUCCGCCCUCUCCGGCCUCCUCUUCGAGAUCGGCCCUCUCAAGUUCGAUGUCGCGGGGUACACAGAAGGGUUUCCACGCUUGGUCUACUUCCAAGAUUCGUGGACCAAGGUGAGCAACGUCAUCUUCCUGGACGCGCCGGUGGGUACGGGCUUCUCCUACGCGCGGGAGGAGGCCGGCCUCAACGUCAGCCUCACCGAGUCCGGGCGGCAGCACCACACCUUCCUCCGCAAGUGGCUGGCCGACCACCCGGAGUUCGCCAGCAACCCGCUCUACAUCGGCGGCGACUCCUACUCCGGCUACACCGUCCCUGUCACCGCGCUGGACAUCGCCACCCACAACACUGACACAGAUCAUGAGGAGGAGGAGGCGCCGAAGCUGAACCUGGUGGGCUACCUGGUGGGCAACGCGGCGACGGACGACCGGUACGACACGGGGGGCAAGGUGCCGUUCAUGCAUGGCAUGGGGCUCAUCUCCGACGAGCUCUACGAGGCCGCCAGGGUGGGCUGCGGCGGGGACUUCUACAAGAGGCCGGAACCCACCAACGCGCGCUGCGCCAACGCGAUGCUGGCCAUCAACCUGGUCACCUUCGCCGUCAACCCCGUGCACAUCCUCGAGCCCUUCUGCGGCGCCGCGGUGCGCGCCAACAGCAUCUUCCCCGAUGGCGAUGGCGAUGGCGGCAGGCGGUCGAUGCUGGACGACCUGAAGCUCCCGGUGGAGUGCAGGGACAACGGGUACCGGCUGUCCUACAUCUGGGCGGACGACCCGGAGGUGAGGCAGGCGCUGGGCAUCCACGACGGAUCCAUCGGCUCCUGGAGCCGCUGCACGUCGCUGACGCACUUCCGGCACGACAUCGCCACCGCCAUCCCCUACCACGUCAACCUCACCAAGGCAGGGUACAGGGCGCUAGUGUACAACGGCGACCAUGACCUGGACAUGACCUUCGUGGGCACCCAAGCGUGGAUCCGAUCGCUGGGCUACCCCAUCGUCAGCGACUGGCGGCCAUGGUUCGCCAACCGACAGGUCGCAGGCUUCACCAGGACCUAUGCCUACAACCUCACUUUCGCCACUGUCAAGGGGGGAGGACACACUGCUCCGGAGUACAGACCCAAGGAGUGCCUGGCCAUGCUGGAUCGAUGGACAUCCCCUGCAGGCCAGCUCUGAUAGAGGAAUUUGGAGCUCUGAUAGAGGAAUUUGGGAAUUGAUACGCUAGCUAGCUAGCUAGUGUAUGCCCAAUCCCUCCAUCUUAUAUUCGGAGUCAUGCAUGUGAUAAAUAAUUUAAACAAUAAUUAAGCUCAAAUUCAUUGAUUUGGGAGAACUAGCCUUAAUUCAUUGGGAGAACUAGCCUUACUUCACUAGCUUAAUUAUACUAGUAUUUGGCACUUUUUCGACCAAGAUGUUGUUCUUCAAAUUAAUAUAUACUUACACACUUUGCGCA
This is a messenger RNA of Phragmites australis (common reed), 1894 nucleotides long. RefSeq names its product serine carboxypeptidase-like 2. The transcript is spliced from 5 exons. The coding region runs from base 130 to 1620 and encodes 496 amino acids. Lineage: Eukaryota; Viridiplantae; Streptophyta; Magnoliopsida; Poales; Poaceae. Gene Ontology annotation, biological process: secondary metabolic process; proteolysis. The record is from RefSeq and is a predicted model, not a curated record. Gene Ontology annotation, molecular function: serine-type carboxypeptidase activity; acyltransferase activity, transferring groups other than amino-acyl groups.